CCUAAUGACCAGCUGUAGUCUACUACGCCUUCGGUACGUUCGUCCUUGUAGCUCCUGCAUAAUACAUACCUUCAUUACGUGGGGCAUUCAUACCAGCAAAGACAUCUCGAGCAAUCCCUUGCCCUCGCCCUCACUAACCCCGUUGCGAUUGCGGACCUUCGCCAUCGUUGUAUAGGGUACCGCUGAAGGCCAGCACCCUCCCGACGUCCUAGGAUUCUGAAUUGAGCACCUGUAGAUAUCCUGUUCAGCAUCGUAUUGUAUCGACUUGCGAAAAGUCAGCGCGAUCAUGGCGACAAAUGUUCAUAGCAUCGCAACCGUGACCGAGAGAGAGGAGACAAACCCUUCAGCUACGUUUCCCUCGACGGGGCCAGACACCCCGCGAGCCUCUCCAUCAGGCGGGCGCUCCUCACUCGAUACCGAUGCCAGAAAUGCUUCAGAUCCAGAGGAACGCGCUUCUCAGAUCGAAGGAAGGGCUUCCGCACCGCCGAUAGAACCGCCAAUCCCUGCAACCUCCGAGACCUCCCCACCAAUUCCAACCGCGGACGCGGUCGAAAUGGUGCCGCCGUUGCCGAAUAUAGAAUACGCAAAAGCCGACGGAAAGAAUGACGAGCAAAGGUCGGAAGCUGUACCGAGAGUUCAAAUACACGCGCAACUCAGGAAGACAUUGGCGCUCUUACGGACCGUGUUGGAGGCGCUACGUGAACGCCGCGCUACACUCCAGGAUGUCCAAUAUCUGGAAGAAACUAUUGAAAACUGCCUUACACGAUUUAGAGUUUGGUCGAUGGAUAUUUUCCAAUAUGAUCGGCCGGAGAUUUUUGGUUCUGAGAAUGUGAACGCUGAACCGAUUCCCGAUGUGCUCGAAAACGCCCACCAAUCAUUCACGAGGUUAAUCCAUCUGCUUGCAGAACUCAACGCUAACUUUAUUGCGAUCACACCAAGAUCAAUUGGACCUCUGCUCAUACAAAAAUUCCCUGAAUGGAAAGACAGCAUUGCGGAAACAAGCUCGAGCAUUCUGACUGAAGGGCCUAAAGUUGUCCUCGCACUUCAGAAGCUAGUCAAGUCAUACCAGGAAAAAUCCAAUCGUAACAGACCAAAAAGCAGGCGUGCGCGUGUGCUAUCUCUAGACGGCGGUGGCGUGCGAAGCUUUGCCAGUCUCCUCAUUUUAAAGGACCUAAUGAGACAUUUAAACGAACUGCGAUCCCAGGGAGCAAAGAACUCUACGGAGCCACUGAGGCCGACCGACGUUUUCGACUACAUGUAUGGAUCAAGUAGCGGCGGACUCAUCGCCAUCAUGCUGGGACGCCUCGGUAUGACGGUCGAAUCCGCCAUCAGUAACUACAUCCAAUACGCCGACCGCAUCUUCAGCUCUCCCAAGCGAUCCUUAUUUGUCGGAAUUACUCGAACCCGAUACAGUGAAAAAAACUUGGUCCACGCCACACGUCUCCUAGUCGGCGACUUCGAUCCAAGCCCUCCUCAUGACCGAUGGCGCCGAGACAUCUUCCGUUCAUCAGACACAAAAACCAAAGUGGGCGUGACAACAUUCGACACAACUACGAAUAAGGCAUACUUACUCCGGUCAUACUCCACCCCAGACGAGGGAUCCUUCGAUACCGACACCCUCAAAGUCUGGGAAGCUGCUUGGGCAACCUCAGCCGCACCCUUUUACUUCCCGCCCAUGCCCUACAAGGACAAAACUUUCAUAGAUGGCGCAAUAUCAGCUAACAACCCAUCCCUUACAGCCUUUAGGGAGGUACUAGAGCACACACAACACAGAGAAAUGAUUUUCGUCAGCAUCGGCAGUGGCGGGUCCAUAUCUCGCCUACCGCGAAAGUCGGGUUUCGAUGUGCUAGGGAUCGCGGCAUACUUAAAUACGCUAGCAUCUCUGGUGAUGGAUACAGAGGCCACGGCGAGGAUGGUGGAGGGCGUGAUUGAUAGGAGUCAGCAAGAUUAUUUUCGGCUCAAUCCUAUUGCGAUGGGUGUGAGGAGCUUGGGAGAAUGGAAGACUAGUUGGAAAGGGAAGGAGAAGUAUUUUGAUACACUAGAGUUGGUAAAGUUGCGCACGGCGGAUUUUCUGCGCAAGGCCGAGGUGCAAAAGGAGUUAGCGGUAUGUGCGAAGUGCUUGUUGAAGGCUUUGCAAGGUAAGGACGAGACCGAGUGCAAGAUGCCUGCGGACGAGGGAAGGAGCUAGUGCCAAAAGUGUCCAGCCCCCGAAAUUACACCUGACCUUUUUGACCACGACUGGACAAGGGUGGAUUGCUGAAGAGGCGAAAACCGGCG
This is a messenger RNA of Lindgomyces ingoldianus, 2277 nucleotides long. RefSeq names its product FabD/lysophospholipase-like protein. The coding region runs from base 287 to 2188 and encodes 633 amino acids. The record is from RefSeq and is a predicted model, not a curated record. Gene Ontology annotation, biological process: arachidonate metabolic process. Gene Ontology annotation, cellular component: membrane. Lineage: Eukaryota; Fungi; Ascomycota; Dothideomycetes; Pleosporales; Lindgomycetaceae. The transcript has 6 exons.